AUCGUCUGUUCCUGCGGGAGAGCAUGCUCCCGAUACUCGAGCACCACAUGGCAUGGCACAUGAAUCUGACACCCAAUAUGCGCAGCGUUCUCGUCAACUGGGUCCAUGCUGUACACUCCAAACUCCGUUUGUGUGACGGGGUCUUUGAGAUGGCCAUCGCCACCAUCGAUCGCUAUCUGCAGCAGUGGGUCAAGGACAUAUCGCCCUCGGAUCUCAAUCUGAUGGGCUUCAGUGCCCUGGUCUUGGCCAGCAAGUACGAGAAUCCAAAGAUGACACACAUUCAAUGGUUUUUGAAGCACACGGACGCAGGCUUCACGGACGAAAUGAUUAGUGAGAUGGUGUUGCAAAUUUUGCUGGCAAUCAACUGUGAUCUAUCGCGUCCGGUGCCGAGCCAAUUUUUGAAGCGCUUGUGUAAUGCCACGGCGGACUUUGGUAUUAAAUGCCAAAAACUGGCGCAUUACUAUGUGCAACUGGCGUUGAUGGACGCCGAAUUGGCCAGCGUCAAGCCAUCGCAGAUAGCCGCUGCUGCGCUCUACAUCGCGCUCAACCUGUCCGACGGCACCCCCGACGGUGGCCUCGACGAAAGUCUCUGGACACGCCAGCUCGCCGAUUGCUCCCGUUACACGUCUCUCCAACUGAGAGCCACCGUCCUGCGCAUGGCUCAGCUGCCGCUCAAGGCCGAACAGGAGGAGCUGUUGUCCAUCCGCAAUAAAUUCUCGCGCCGCAAGUAUUAUUCUGUUUCGGUCGCUCCGGAGUUGAAGGGACCCCGUCUGGAAUCGAUCAUGAACAUUCCUGAGAAUGAACCGUCUUCAUUAUCUCAGCUGCCGCUCAAAGCCGAACAGGUGCCGAUGUCCAUCCGCCAGAAGUGCUCGCGCCGCAAGUAUAAUUCUGUUUUGGUGGCUCCGGAGUUGAAGGAACCCCGUCUGGAAUCGAUCGUGAACAUUCCUGAGAAAAUACCGCGUUCAAUCCGCUUUAAGCAGACAUUCUGCAACCUGAUGUAAUCCACACACUCCAUGAUGCAGCCAAGGAUGAACAACAAAAACCACAUUCUAGUCAAAUGCACCAAAGGGAAGAACGGAACACACACACACCUUCAUGCAUACACCACAGAUAUACACUGACACCGGAACACACAGACAACUGAUAAGCACUGAUAUCGAAUUAUCGCACUCUGAUCAUCGUUAAUUGUACAAUUUUUACACCUACCUACUAACAUUUACACAAAUAACAUGACAUCUAUCUACACAAAUGUA
Molecule: messenger RNA, 1253 nt
Organism: Drosophila guanche
Lineage: Eukaryota; Metazoa; Arthropoda; Insecta; Diptera; Drosophilidae
Product: G2/mitotic-specific cyclin-B-like
Exons: 4
Coding region: 24-1001 (325 amino acids)
Biological process (GO): regulation of cyclin-dependent protein serine/threonine kinase activity; mitotic cell cycle phase transition
Cellular component (GO): nucleus; cytoplasm; cyclin-dependent protein kinase holoenzyme complex
Molecular function (GO): cyclin-dependent protein serine/threonine kinase regulator activity
Source: RefSeq, a predicted model, not a curated record